Molecule: messenger RNA, 678 nt
Organism: Styela clava
Lineage: Eukaryota; Metazoa; Chordata; Ascidiacea; Stolidobranchia; Styelidae
Source: RefSeq, a predicted model, not a curated record
AAUAUCUCGGUGAUCCGUCGUGGAUACCGGUAUGGAGGGUAUUCAUUAUCGCCGCUGAGCGUCGCCAUUUUGUUUUAUGUGGGCAUGCGCAGGAAAGUACUGUCUUCUGCUUCCCCGCGACGUUGGACUGGUUUGGGCUUUUCGAUUGCAAUGGCGGCUCGUGCGUCUGGUGGUUCCAAAUUGCAUUGCUGCGUACCGUUGUGUAAUGGCGAUAGCCGUUACUCACCAGACUUAUCGUUCCACUCUUUCCCCAAAAAUGAAAAAAUGAAGAGAGCGUGGAUUCACAGUAUUCGUCGCGAUCCUGGUAAACAUUUUCAAAUUACACCAAGCACGCGAGUUUGUGGCAACCAUUUCAGACCCGAAGACAUAUAUGAGACGCCUCCUGGUCGACGCCGUUUGCACCACAACUCAGUUCCAUCAAAAUUUAGUUGGACAAAGUUAAUUGCAGAGAAACCACUGCCAAAUAGACUGAAAACAACUGAUGAUGCCACUGUACCAAGCAGUCGGACCAGCAGUCUGAGUUUUAAUCACACUAAUCCUACUCAAGUGGAUCACAACUACUGCAUUGUAGUGGAAACAACUGAAGAAAAACUUGAGCAAGCUUUAAAAGAAAUUGAGAAUUUAAAAACUCAAGUUUCAAAGCUGUCAAUAUCUAAAUUCGGUAUGGAACGUUUCUAG